AUGCAGCAGCAGAUGAGAGAACAAACCACCCCUCCUGCAACACAGGACGAGGGGCCCCCCGAGGGUACGGGGGGCCCCCCCCUAGAUACACAGGGGGGGGGCCCCCCAGCCUUGGGGGGCGGGGAGGAGGGGCCCCCCUCUGCUGCGCAAGAGGGUACUCCUCUUGCUGCAGCUGAACCCUCUUCUGCUACGGGGGGGCCCCCAACAGCAGCAACAGAGGGGCCCCCAGCAGCAGCAACAGAGGGGCCCCCAGCAGCAGCAACAGAGGGGCCCCCAGCAGCAGCAAUAGGGGGGCCCCCAGCAGCAGCAACAGUGGAGCCUCCAGCAGCAGCAACAGAGGGGCCCACAGCAGCAGCAACAGAGGGGCCCCGAGCAGCAGCAAUAGGGGGGCCCCCAGCAGCAGCAACAGUCGAGCCUCCAGCAGCAGCAACAGGGGGGCCCCCAGCAGCAGCAGCAGAUGGCGCGUCUUCAGAACCGGGGGGGCCCCCCAGGGGCCCCCCACCUAGGGGAGCCCCCCACAUAGAGGGUUUGGGGGCCCCUGCUGCUGCUGCUGCUGCGGAGCCUCAUGUUUCAGACGGGGGGCCCCCCAGUGCUACUAGGGGCCCCCUGUUUGUUGUAGAGGGUACUGAACCCUCCUCUGGUGGGGGUGAGGGGCCCCCCUUGCACAGCAACUGGGGGCCCCUCGGGGGGCCCCCCAGAGGGUUGCUGGGGGCCCCCCUUCUUCUCCCCGCAGCCCGCAUGCAGCAGAUACAACAGACAGGGGGGCCCCCAGAGGAGAGGGGGGCCCCCAGCUCUGUUGCUGGGGGCCCCACCCAGGGGCCCCCAGCAGCAGAAGCCAGUGAAGGUCAGUGCAGCAGCAGCCCACUACUGCAGCAAAUGCAGGGGGGCCCCCCUAAGGAGCAGGGGGCCCCCAGGUACCCUGGGGGGCCCCCCAUCCUCCCUAGGCGGUAUAGCGGCUCGUCGCGGGGCCCCCCCUCUGUUGGGGGCCCCCCCUCUGUUGGGGGGCCCCCCUUCCCCUCGGUACCCUGCGCAGCAGAAAUACAACACCCUGAUGAGGGGGGCCCCCACCCGGGUGAGGGGUCCCCGCGGGGGCCCCCCCAGGGGCCCCCGCAGGGGCCCCCGCAGGAGCCCCAGCAAUCUGAUGAGGGGGGCCCCCAGCAGCCUGCUGAGGGGGCCCCCAUAGAACCUAUGGGGGCCCCCCGCCGUGCUGAGGGGCCCCCAGAGGGGGCCCCUCAACUGUCUGAGGGGCCCCUACAACCUGCUGAGGGGCCCCCCCAGCAACAGGUUGCUGGGGGGUUGGGGGCCCCCCAACAAGCUGGGGGGCCCCCACAAUCUGCUGAUGGGGCCCCCCAGCAAGGUGAGGGGGCCCCCCUUCACCGCAGUCCUCAUCUGCUGUUAUCAGGGGCCCUGGGGGCCCCCCAUCCUCCUCCUACCCCCUCGGAUGCCUCUCACCACCAAACACCAGCAACACAACCAGGGGCCCCUGGAACCCCCGAUACCCAUGGGGCCCCUGGGGCCCCUGAUAUUGAUGGGGCCCCUGAGGGCCCUGGGGCCCCCUAUACCCCCGGGGCCCCUGACACCCCUGGGGCCCCCUGUACCCCUGGAACCCCCGGGGCCCCUGGGGCCCCCGGGGCCCCCUAUACCCCUGGGGCCCCCGGGGCCCAUGGGGCCCCAGGGGCCUCUGAUACUGAAGGGGCCCCUGAGGUUGAUGGGGCCCCUGAGGCUUCUGAGGCGGAUGGGGCCCCUGGGACCCCAUCUUCAGCUGCUGCUGCUGCUGCUGCAGCUGCUGAUGGGUUUAAUAUGAGGACCUUCACAUCUCCUGCAGCCCCUACGGAGUUUGGGGGGCCCCCGGGGGGCCCCCAAACCCAUCAGGGGGGCCCCCCUGAUACUGUGGAGAAACCAGCGGAGGGUACUGCUGCUGCUCGCAUCCCCCCCAACAACCAAACCCACACACAAAAGAAAAAAACAAUACGGGGGCCCCCCCAGGGGCCCCCACAGGUGCCCCCCCAGGGGCCCCCACAGGUGCCCCCCCAGCGGCCCCCUGAGGAGCCCUCGCAGGGGCCCCCCAAGGGGCCCCCGCCGGGGCCCCCGCAGGGGCCACCACAGGGGCCCCCCGAGGCGUCUGCGCUGGCGGCUGCUGGGGGGCCGCCUUUGGGGGGCCCCCCAGAAGUUUCUGCAGCAGCGCAGCGACGGGGGCCCCCUGAAGGGCCCCAUGAGGGGCCCCCGCAGGGGCCCCGAAGGGGGUCUGCUGAGGGGCCCCCCACACGCAUGCAGAGCGUGAGGACAAGAGGGAGAGGCAGGGGGCCCCCACCGUAUUCAGACGUCAGCGACAGCAGCAGCAGCGAUGCUAAUGAAGCUCCGGGGGGCCCCCAGGGGCCCCCUGGGGCCCCCAAGGUAGGUGGCGUGAGGGGGGCCCCCGCUACUGUACCCUCGCUUGCAGUUGAGGAAGGGGGGCCCCCAAACCGCAACCAGCAGCAACAGCAGCAGCAAGAGGAACAGCAGAAGGAGGAGCAGCAACUGCAGCAGCAGCAGCAGCAGCAACAGCAGCAGCAGCAGCAGCAGCAGCAGCAGCAGCAAGGCGGCAGCGUGAAGGGGGUCUUAGCCAGCCUUUGGAGUCGCUUCCGCUGGGGCCAGGCUCAACCAGAGCAGCAGCAGCAGCAGCAGCAGCAACAGCAGCAGCAGCAGCAGAAAGAGCAGCAGCAGCAGCAGAAAGUGCAGCAGCAGCAGCAGCAGCAGCAGCGAGAGCCUCACCACCUCCGCCGUCCUCGGCGCGUAAGCGGAGCAUUCGGGCAGCUGAAAGGAGACACAAAGCUGCUGCAGCAGCAGCAGCAGCAACAGCAGCAACAGAAGGAGCAGCAGCAGCAGCAGCAGCAGCAAAAGGAGCAUCAUGGCCACUGGAAGGAACAGGAGCAGCAGACCCAAGAGCAGCAGCAGCAUGAUGUGCAGCAGCUGCAGCAGCAGCAGCAGCAGCAGCAACAGCAUGAGCAAGACCAUCAGCAGCAGCUGCUGCAGCAGGAAAAGCAGCAACAGCAGCAGCAACUGCUGCUGCACGAGGGGCAGCAACAGAGGCAGGAGCAGCAGCAGCAGCGGGGAGAGCAGCAUCAGCAGCAUCAGCAACAGCAGCAACAGCAGCAGCAGCAGCAACAGCAGCAGCAGCGAGUGUUUCACGAUAAGAUAGCGGGAUCGACGGAACAUGCAGCAGCAGCAGCUACAGCAGCAGCAGCAGCACCAGCAGCAGCAGCAGCAGCAGCAGCAGCACUUUGCCCCAGUAGUGGCGCCCUAGCGAGGCGGCGAGUCCGAGGCCCCCUUUCGCAGCAGCAGCAGCAGCAGCAGCAGCAGCAGCACGAGGUGCAGCAGCAGCAAGAACUGCAGCAGCAGCAUACUCUUGAGCGGCCGGAGAUAUAUGCACCAACAGACAGGCAGCCAGGGCUGCUGCCUGCUGCAGCUGGUUAA
Molecule: messenger RNA, 3453 nt
Organism: Eimeria mitis
Lineage: Eukaryota; Apicomplexa; Conoidasida; Eucoccidiorida; Eimeriidae
Exons: 1
Coding region: 1-3453 (1150 amino acids)
Source: RefSeq, a predicted model, not a curated record